Molecule: messenger RNA, 2689 nt
Organism: Atta colombica
Lineage: Eukaryota; Metazoa; Arthropoda; Insecta; Hymenoptera; Formicidae
Exons: 7
Coding region: 341-2470 (709 amino acids)
Source: RefSeq, a predicted model, not a curated record
UGUUUUCAAAUACUAUACACAGUUGCCCUCGAGACUGGCAUCAAUAUCAUUGAAUCGAGUAAAUUCGAACGUCCGUAACAAAAAUUUAAAAAAUUGAUGUAUAUCUAGUCUUAUAGAAUACUCAAUGAUCGUCGCUGCAAAUAGUUUAUCCAAGCUUAAUUAACGAAUUCUGAAACACUUGUGAUAUUUCAAUCGUUAAUUGCUGUUGUAAAUAUAUAUGAAUCGUGUAUCAUAAUUUCGUUCAAAUAGCAAUAAAAAUCGACAGUGCGACGACUCCGAAUGCGAUAUCGAUGAUGAUGACUUCUACAUUUUAAUCAGACAAAUAAGGUUUUUGUUCAAAAUGGAUGAAAUUAUUUUUGAUCAGACUACUAUAGAGGACAUGACAGUUAUGUUAACAGUGUUACAGCAACAAUAUGGCCAAUUAAAACUUUUCUCGUCUCGAGCUUUGCAGCAAAGCUCAUGCUUCAUUGACGAAAUAUUAAGAAUAAUUACUUCCUUUUUGGGAAAUCGACUCAGAAUGUAUGAUAUUAAGAUUUCCAGCGAUCUCAAAAGGAAAUCUAGUUAUUUGUCAACUUUCGCCAAAUGUUAUAAUUAUUUGUUAUUGAAUACGAAUUUUACCUCGCAGUCCCUUCUUAAACACGACUUGCUAUUUGGCCAUGCAGUCGGUAUCUGGCCUACUCUAUCACCUUAUCUGUUCAUACAGAUAAUAUGGCAUUCUAAAUGCGAGGAUUUGCUGAUUGAAUCGCUCAUUCACAUACCAUUAGAUCUAUGCAUAGAGAUCUUGGACAUAACAUUUAAACACAUAUCCGAACUGACAAUCACACGAGCUAAACGAUUUAUUUUCCAUCUAAUCUAUAAAUUAUAUAAUAAAUGCUUAUGGUUGCACUUAGGCACCAUAUCAGCAGAAAAUGUGACGAAAAGCUUUCAGAAAUUAUUAAUGUAUUUUGAAAUAUUAUUACAUUUGAUUAUCAAUCCCAUUAAUGUCACUCAUAAUUUACUUAUUGAGGAGUACUUACAACAUGGUAUUUUAGUAAAGAACAUACUUCAUUGUAUCAAGAUGUGCAUGUAUAGCAAAAUCAAAAAUUACUUAGAAAAUUAUAAUUUAACAAGAUUUUUCAGGCUUACAUAUGGCAACUACUAUAAUAAUUAUGCGAAGUAUCAUCAAACGUUUUCUGUCAGCGAGAUAAAAUCUAUUAUAGUAAGAUUAGAUCAUAAAUUGGCCACUGUACUUCUGAACCAAAUCAGGUGCAUUAAUUAUUUCGAAUACAGAGUUUGGAAGUCUGUCUAUGCUAAUGAGAUCACUGUGAUCUCUCUACAUCGUUCUAUCAUUAUAGACUGUCACGAUCUUAAAGAAUUUAUGAAACAGAAUGAUUUUUUGAUAAAAAACGAGCAAACAUACUUUUGCCUGAAGCGACUUAUAGAUUCAAGAAAAUCUGAAGAAUAUAUUUUAACUAUUCAAGAACUCUGUCAUAGAAUCACCGAAGGCAAACUACAUGGUAUGAAGGAAUUAAUUAUGCGCUAUGAAGAGUGGGAACUAUCAAAAAAGUAUCAAGUAUAUGUAUCGGUAUUGAAAAUAUUGAAUCAUCUAAAAGAACAUGAUUUACACUUCGUUAUAUUAAAAUACAUGAAGCAACACUUUGAUGACAAUUGUCUAGAAGAUCUAUAUAAUGAAAAGUCCUUUGACGCAUUUAUAUGGCGAAAUUUACUUGUUGAAAAAUUCAAUGACUCACAAUCAAUGAGGAAUGCUAUCGCUCAGAGAUGUCAAUAUGAUAUAUUACGCAUAUCGAUUAUGGAUCAGUUCCGUGUGGAGCCGCUUGAUAUAACGAAAGCAUGGCAUGGAAUGAAUGCGCUAAAUAUAAUUCAGGAAUACGAGAAACGUUAUAUUGUUAUAUGUCGACAAUUACGCGUAAAUCCACGAUGUCAUCCCGAGUUGCGCAAUUAUGUGCAAUCUUUUAGUCUCGAUCGAGAAGCUUUUAUACGUCAUAUGAUAUUGCAUUGCAUCGGAGAGGAAUACACGACAUUUAUGUGCGACUUGAUACUCAUAUUCUGGUAUUAUCUUGGUUGGACUGACGAAAUGAUGGCAUACGAAAACAUAAUGCGCAUCACCAUCGAUGUAUCGCAAAUCGCUUUGAUGUAUUAUGAAAUGUUUCCCAAAGACACUUUUGUAAUGCUGCUAUUUGCAAUCGUACACUUGAGCAGGAACGUCGCAAAAAAUUUGUCACUCGACAAAUAUAAAGCUAUCCGAAGUAUCCUGUUAAAGACUUUGUCUUCCAUGAGUCAUAUGGCCAACAGGACGCAAUAUAGAGAUUCAUACAAUGAUCUGCUCAAAUAUAUUCAAGAAAUAGACCCAUACAUAAGUAGACGAAACUACUUCAAAACGAUUUCCUAUAAGAUUGUUACGUUCUUAGAAACAUACGAACAUUUAGAGCCAUAUUUAUAUGAAGACUGGUUUCUCUCUGAUAUAACUUAAAUUUGGAGAGACUCUACUGGCUGCACUUUUCGAUUUAAUACAUCACAUGAUGUAUGACAACCAACAAUGUCACAUGUAUUUAUUUCAUCGCUGACGAUGGUUCGAAUGGAAUUCGGAUGGCUGAAAUAUUCGAUCGAUAUUUUAUGUAGAUUUGAAAUAUACUAAUGUGAAAAUCAAACAACCAAUCAAACAACUUCUGCGCUAUUAUUGCUCUCAAUC